Messenger RNA from Erythranthe guttata (spotted monkey flower), 1019 nucleotides. The record is from RefSeq and is a predicted model, not a curated record. Lineage: Eukaryota; Viridiplantae; Streptophyta; Magnoliopsida; Lamiales; Phrymaceae.
ACUUAAUUCACAAUGAGGUCACAUUGACUUGAGAAGUCUCCUAAUUGCAUGCUUUAUAGCAUGUGUUCAAACCUCCACAUUAUUUUAUAUAAUUUACCAAUCUUCCUAUGUUGUUUCGUAUGUGGAUAACAAUUUAAUAUAUUUUUGCCUUUGUCUCUCUCUAAUGUUAUAUACAUGUGUGUAUAUAUAUAGACUGAGCUUAAUUAUAUUACAUUCCACAACUCUUAUUACAAAGAAAUUUGCAGAAAAAAAAUUAAAGAAAUCAAAGAAAAAUUAAAAUGGUGAGACCACCUUGUUUUGACAAAAAUGGAAUGAAAAAAGGUGCUUGGAGUGAAGAAGAGGAUAAUAAGUUAAGGGCUUACAUUUGCAGAUAUGGCCACCCUAACUGGAGAUUGCUGCCCGUAUUUGCCGGUUUAGCUAGAUGUGGGAAGAGUUGCAGACUGCGGUGGGUGAAUUAUCUGAAGCCCGGUCUCAAACGAGGAAAGUUCACCGAAUACGAAAAGGAUCUCAUCAUCAAAUUACAUGAUCAACUUGGAACCAAGUGGUCAGCCAUUGCAGCAAAAUUACCGGGAAGAACCGACAAUGAAGUCAAGAAUUACUGGCAUGCCCACAUAAACAAACGAACGAAACGAAACGAUACUAUUACCAAAGAGCAAUCAGUGUCUGGAUUAGAGGAACAUGUGUCCGAGGAUGUUUUUGGCAAAGAUUUAUCUGUCGAAAACCCUAAAAAUUUAGAUGAUCUCGAUACUUUUGUCGAUUCGUUUUUGGCUGAUAAAGUUAGUGGUGAUUUCUGGACCGAUAUAUAUUAUCGAACAUGUUUCGGCCAAUCAUUUGGAGAGGAAGAAACUCGUGAUUUUGGAUUAGUACACCAAGAAAUGCAGAAUGUUAAUAAGCCCACGUGCUCAGAUUCUUCGGAUUCCGGAAUAACUACUUCUUGGGGCUCAACUGAAGAAUCCCAAGAAAAUUUCUGGUCCGAACCACUACUUGAAGACGACACAUUCGACAUGGUACUUUGGUAA